CCGCAUGUAUCUUACUAUAGGGCGACUGUCUAGAAAACGGCAUCUCUAUGAUACUGACGUAUACGUAGUGUCGUACGGAAGGCGGCGUGUUCUCCUUCUGAGCUGGGCCUAUCUGACAAGCGCUUUCGUAAGCGCGGGAGUUAAUCAGAAUUUGGCAGGGCUGGUACGAUUAGUUGCUAUAGUCUUGUGUGUCAGACUCAGGAGCCGGCCGUGGUAGGAGGGUUAAACUUCUGUAGAAAACCUCGGGGUAUCGCUGAGUAGGGGCAUGGCAUUCAAUUUUGGAGCUACCACCGGGACUCCGGCCAAUCAAGGUACUACUGGCUUUUCACUUGGCACAUUUACACCUAAAACUACUACAUCAGGGUUUGGUUUUGGUACAACUACCACAACUGCACCAACAGGCUUUGGAGGAUUUGGAGGGCUGGAAUCGUUGACCUCCAAUGCCAGUGGGUUUAACUUUGGGGGGUUCGGACUAGCUGCUAAUCCAGCUUUAAACUUUAACAUUGGGAAUUUCAGUGUGUCUACUGCUCCAGCAGCACCCUUCAAUUUUGGUAACACCCUGGCAAGUGCAGGUGGAUUUGGAGGCUUUGGAGCUACUACAACUGCAUCUACUGGGCCAGCUUUUAGUUUUACUACUCCAGCAAACACAACCUCAGGUCUCUUUGGUGCUACACAAAAUAAGGGAUUUGGCUUUGGAACUGGUUUUGGGUCAACUACAACAAGCACAGGUCUAGGUACUGGUCUUGGAACAGGUUUGGGUUUCACCGGAUUCAAUACAUCCCAGCAGCAGCAACAGCAGUCAGUGCUUGGAGCUGGUCUUUUCAACCAAUCUUUUCAAAGCACCCCCCAGUCGAACCAACUCAUAAACACUGCUAGUGCUCUUUCUGCACCGACUUUACUUGGGGAUGAGCGAGAUGCAAUCUUGGCAAAGUGGAACCAACUUCAGGCCUUUUGGGGAACAGGCAAAGGCUUUUUUAUGAAUAACACACCUCCUGUGGAAUUCACCCAGGAAAACCCAUUUUGUAGGUUUAAGGCUGUUGGUUUCAGCUACAUCCCUAACAACAAGGAUGAAGAUGGUUUGAUAUCUCUUAUCUUCAACAAAAAAGAAUCCGACAUCCGAGGGCAGCAACAGCAGCUAGUGGAAUCUCUGCACAAAGUCCUUGGGGGACACCAGACAUUGACUGUAAAUGUGGAAGGGGUUAAAACUAAAGCAGAUAACCAAACAGAAGUCAUAAUCUAUGUUGUAGAGCGGUCUCCUAAUGGAACUUCAAGGCGAGUCGGAGCCAGCGCUCUUUUCAGUUACUUUGAACAAGCACACAUCAAGGCUAAUAUGCAGCAGCUCGGGGUUACAGGGGCAAUGGCCCAAACAGAACUUUCUCCAGUACAGAUUAAGCAACUCAUCCAGAACCCUCUUUCAGGUGUUGAUCCAAUAAUCUGGGAACAAGCCAAAGUGGACAAUCCAGAUCCUGAAAGGCUUAUCCCUGUUCCUAUGAUUGGUUUUAAAGAGCUGCUAAGAAGACUUGAAGUCCAAGAUCAGAUGACAAAGCAACACCAAAGCAGACUUGAUAUUAUUUCAGAAGAUAUUGGUGAACUUCAGAAAAACCAAACUACAACAAUGGCUAAAAUUGGCCAAUACAAAAGGAAACUAAUGGAACUUUCUCACAGAGUACUUCAGGUUUUAAUAAAACAAGAAAUACAAAGGAAGAGUGGAUUUGCUAUUCAAGCAGAAGAAGAGCAAUUACGUGUACAGCUUGAUACAAUCCAGAGUGAACUUAAUGCACCCACUCAGUUUAAGGGUAGACUCAAUGAACUGAUGUCACAAAUAAGAAUGCAGAAUCAUUUUGGAGCUGUACGGUCUGAAGAAAAAUAUUAUGUUGAUGCAGAUCUUUUGAGAGAGAUCAAACAGCAUCUAAAACAACAGCAAGAAGGUGUGAGCCAUUUGAUCAGCAUUAUCAAAGACAACCAUGAGGAUAUAAAACUAAUUGAACAAGGACUAAAUGAUAAUCUUCACAUGAGAACUGGAUUCUUAAGCUGAUAAGACUCACAAACUGUUAAUAGUUGCCUGGCAACUUAACAAUAAAGUAGUUAUUUUAUCUAGAACCAUAUCCUUUCUACAGGAGCAUCUCAUUAAAAUUAUAUUAGAAAACA
Molecule: messenger RNA, 2148 nt
Organism: Xenopus laevis (African clawed frog)
Lineage: Eukaryota; Metazoa; Chordata; Amphibia; Anura; Pipidae
Gene: nup54.S
Product: nucleoporin 54kDa S homeolog
Exons: 14
Coding region: 266-2035 (589 amino acids)
Biological process (GO): NLS-bearing protein import into nucleus; protein localization to nuclear inner membrane; nuclear pore organization
Cellular component (GO): nuclear pore central transport channel; nuclear membrane; nuclear envelope
Molecular function (GO): structural constituent of nuclear pore
Source: RefSeq, a predicted model, not a curated record